Molecule: messenger RNA, 876 nt
Organism: Loa loa (African eye worm)
Lineage: Eukaryota; Metazoa; Nematoda; Chromadorea; Rhabditida; Onchocercidae
Product: OV-16 antigen, variant 2
Exons: 6
Coding region: 244-804 (186 amino acids)
Source: RefSeq, a predicted model, not a curated record
ACUUUGCGCUGCUGAAAUGGGAUUUUAAAUGGGAAUGAAAGGGAAUGUUGUGAUUCUGAACUGAACAUCCGAAGAAAGGCAAUGUUAACCGUUGAUUUGGACGUUGAGUUAUGGCAUUCUAAAGAGAAGUGAGACGAAAUAUCUAGGAGGAAGACAACUCAAAAGACGUAGCACAUAACGACAACAUAGCACGUAGCCACGUAGCAACGCAUUUGUUAUCGUGUUAUUUUCAGAGAAAGUUGUAUGGUGUCAGUGGAGGAAGCAUUCAGAAAGCACCAAGUUGUGCCGGACGUUGUAUCAACAGUCCCCACCAAGCUCAUCAAUGUCGAUUACAGUAGUGGUGUUAAGGUGAAUCUGGGCAAUGAACUUACGCCGACGCAAGUGAAAGAUGAGCCGAAAGUAUCAUGGGAAGCGGAGGCUAAAAGCCUGUACACACUUGUUCUGACUGAUCCAGACGCGCCAUCUCGAAAAAGUCCUAAGUUCAGAGAAUGGCACCACUGGUUGAUAGCUAAUAUUCCUGGGCAAGACGUUAGCAAAGGUGAUGUGCUUUCCGAAUACAUUGGAUCGGGUCCGCCACAAGGCACAGGACUUCAUCGUUAUGUAUUCUUAGUUUACAAACAGCCUGGGAAAAUCGUAGAUAUCGAACAUGGACAUCUUACUAACAGAUCAGGCAAAGGUCGCGGAAAUUUCAAGAUUACUGACUUUGCAAAGAGACACAAGUUGGGAAGUCCAGUUGCUGGUAACUUCUACCAGGCUCAGUACGAUGAUUAUGUGCCCAAACUGUACGAACAAUUAAGCGGCUAGCGAUCAUAAUUUGUUUUUGUGACGUUUAAAUGAUGUUAUUUUCUCCUUUGCAGUCAUUUCGCUAAUUUCAGA